AUGGGUUUGAAGCCUUCGAGGUUCUUCUGGUCGCUGAUCAAGAAGCCGCUAGUGAUCGUCUCCGAAAUGCUCCAACACGCCAACCAAUACGUCCCCGUCGAAGCGUUGGUGGCGGGAAAGCGUAUGGAAGGCAAGAGGCCAAGGGUGGAACAAUCCCAGGGAACAACCUCAGCAACCCUAGUGCCACCCCAUCGGGGGCCUGAUCGACAAGAGCUACUCCCGAGGCCCCCGCCUCUUCCCCUGAAGACCUCUUGCAUUGAGAUCUUUCUCCAAAUUAGGGAAAAAGGUCUCUUGCGACAUCCUCAUCCUAUGAGGACCACUCACAAGGAUCGGUCUAAAUAUUGCAGGUUCCACCGAGACUACGACUAUGACACGGAGGACUGCCACGACUUCCAGAAUCAAAUAGAGGGGCUGAUCCGCAGAGGCCACCUUGGACGCUAUCUCAGGGAACCCGAGGAAGCCACUCUAUGCCACAAGGAACUCGUUGAAAGACAAAUCGACGUUAUCUCUGGGGGGCCUGCAGCCGGCGGCAACAGCUCUACGGCAAGAAAAGCCUAUGCCCGCAGCAUGGUCAAGAGACGUCCCCGGCCCGAAAUCGAGCCUGAAAUCACCUUUGGGGCCAGAGAAGUCGAGCGCUCCCACCAUGAUGACACCAUGGUAAUCUCCAUCCAGGUCACCAACGCUCGAGUAAAAAGGGUGAUAGUCGACACCGGGAGCUCCAUCGACAUUCUUUACUUCGAUGCCUUCUAA
Musa acuminata AAA Group (dessert banana) is the source of this 750-nucleotide messenger RNA. RefSeq lists its product as uncharacterized. NCBI's taxonomy places the organism in Eukaryota, Viridiplantae, Streptophyta, Magnoliopsida, Zingiberales, Musaceae. The coding region runs from base 1 to 750 and encodes 249 amino acids. The record is from RefSeq and is a predicted model, not a curated record. The transcript has a single exon.